AUGAUUGGACGAAAUGAUUGGAUGAAAAAUGAUGAGCCAAGAGAAACUUGGACCCGAAAAGCAGACUUUCUCCUGUCUGUCAUUGGUUUCGCUGUUGAUUUGGCUAAUGUAUGGCGUUUCCCAUAUUUAUGCUUCAAAAAUGGUGGAGGGGCUUUUUUAAUACCGUAUACAUUAAUGGUAAUUUUUGCUGGUGUACCAUUGUUUUAUAUGGAAUUAUCACUUGGACAAUAUUACAGAAAAGGAGCAGUUACUACGUGGGGUUCGAUUUGUCCACUUUUCAAAGGAAUAGGAUACUGUGUAAUAAUGAUAGCAUUUUAUACGGAUUUCUUUUAUAACGUAAUUAUUGCUUGGGCUUUGCAUUUCUUCCUGAAAUCAUUCACCACCAAUUUACCGUGGGCAUCAUGUGAGCAUGAAUAUAACAGUAUCAUAUGCUAUGAACCAAG
Acanthocheilonema viteae is the source of this 443-nucleotide messenger RNA. NCBI's taxonomy places the organism in Eukaryota, Metazoa, Nematoda, Chromadorea, Rhabditida, Onchocercidae. The record is from the annotation of a GenBank genome assembly.